AUGGGGCCGGAGGCGCUGCGGCAGCGGGCCGUGCGCUGGGCGCUGCUGGCCGCCUUCGCGGCCGGGGUGCUGGUGGGCUGGCAGGCCGGCCGUGCCCGCCGCCGUUUCCUCCGCUGGCGCCAGCGCCGCCUCCAGCGCCGUCUCGCCGCCGCUCAGGAGCAGCUGGAGGCGGCGUGAGCCGAGGAGAGCUCUCGCAGCCUCGCCUCGGUGGAUGUGGUAUGAGCAGAACCGGAUUCGUCCUCCCCACCGCUCCCGCCACGCCGCUGUCGGAGCCGGUUUGCAAAGGGCUGGUGAAAACGGCGUCGAAGCGCUGCUGGGAAAGGACAGCAUCCGUGGAAUAGCAAGGCCUUCUCUCCUGUCCUUCAGAAGACAGGAUCCCGAGCCGCGUCGGACUAACCCAACAAAAUACUGAGGACACAGGAACGCUGCCGCCAGAUGUAUUUCCGUAUUUCAAAGGGUUGUCUGUACUCGUCUUGCGUUAAGUCUGCUACUGAGGUACGCUGCUCUGCCCUUGCCAGGGAGCGCUGCUGAUACAUUAAACUAGCAAAAGUCA
Molecule: messenger RNA, 553 nt
Organism: Gymnogyps californianus (California condor)
Lineage: Eukaryota; Metazoa; Chordata; Aves; Accipitriformes; Cathartidae
Gene: MTLN
Product: mitoregulin
Exons: 2
Coding region: 1-177 (58 amino acids)
Biological process (GO): positive regulation of mitochondrial membrane potential
Cellular component (GO): mitochondrial inner membrane
Source: RefSeq, a predicted model, not a curated record